Psammomys obesus (fat sand rat) is the source of this 4635-nucleotide messenger RNA. RefSeq names its product cation channel sperm-associated targeting subunit tau-like. The transcript is spliced from 2 exons. The record is from RefSeq and is a predicted model, not a curated record. NCBI's taxonomy places the organism in Eukaryota, Metazoa, Chordata, Mammalia, Rodentia, Muridae. The coding region runs from base 1 to 4635 and encodes 1544 amino acids.
AUGUCAUUCAAAAAGAAGAAAGACCAAGACAUAUACAGAUAUCCGAGCAUUUUUGACACAGAGGUUUUAGAGCAUGAAGAUCAAGACCCGCCUUACCCAGAGCACUUAAGAUCUUCAACAUGUAACACAAACUUGGCUGACGAUCCCAGCCAUGUCACAAUCCAGAUGGUAAACAAGACAAAUAGCUUACUUUCUGUCCCUGCUUCCACCACAGAAAUGAUUUCAGACAGGAAGAAAAAGUUGUCACAUGAUUCUACUGUCGGCAUAGCUAACACUUCAAAUGCAAAGAAUAUAUUUCAAAGUGAUAAUCCUGUUAUCACCAUAACAAAGAUUUCAGAGACUGAUAAUAAACUGCCAACUGAGUCUCAUUUUACUACAACAAAGCCUUCAGAUAAGAGGCUGUGCUGUGACUCUAGCACCAGUACGAUAAAGCCUUCAGAUACUAAGUUAUACAGAAACUUUAAUUGCAGUACAUCAGAUUGGGGGCUGUUCAGUGACGCUGAUAUCAGCAAGUUGUUCCAAGAUCCUAGCAGCAAUGCAACACAGCUUUCAGGUCCUAAGAGGCUGUGCCAUAAUUCCAUUAUGAGUGGAAACAAACCUCCAGAUACUAGUAAGUUCUCCCGUGAUUCUAGUAUCAGUCCAACCAAGUCUUCAGAUCCUAAUAAGUUUUCACAUAAGCCUAGUACCAUUUCAACAAGGUCUCCAAGUCCUAAUAAGUUUUCACAUAAGCCUAGUACCAUUUCAACAAGGUGUCCAAGUCCUAAUAAGUUUUCACCUAAGCCUAGUACCAUUUCAACAAGGUCUCCAAGUCCUACUAAGUUGUCAUAUGAUUCUAGUACAAUUUCAACAGGGUCUUCAAGUCCUAAUAAGUUGUCACAUGAUUCUAGUACCACUUCAACAAGGUCUUCAGAUCCUAAUAACUUGUCACAUGAGUCUUGUAUCAAUGCAACAAAGUCUUCAGAUCCUAAUAAGUUGUCACAUGAGCCUGGUAUCAUUGCAACAAAGUCUUUAGAUAGUAAGAAUAAAUAUCCAAGUGGUAAUUCUAAUGACUGUUUACAGCCUACUACCAACACAACAAAAGCUUCAGUUACUAAUAAGAAGAUAGUACUGGAUUCUCACUUCCUCACAGUAGACUGUUCAGGUAGACAGAGCCCAUAUACAGACAGAGAUGAGCAACUAUCAAACGUACCUUUACCAAACUUCCAAAGAGAAUCAGCAGUGACUAGAAAUGUAAGCAUGUGUCAUUCCUCAACCUCAAUAAGUUUUACCUCUGAUAUGGAAAAUUUUAAACAGUCAAUAGUACUCAAAUCAAUUUUAAGCAAAAAUCUGCAAGACCUUUCAGAUGAGUUAUUUUCUAAAUCAGAAGUCUGCACAGAUGCCAGGGUGAUACAGGCAAGCUGCUCCCCAACUCCAAAUGUGCACACAAGCCUGUCAAAUGGUACAGACAACAGAGAAUUUGAAAAAGUCCAAGAUAUACACAGUUGCCUUUCAUCAAAAGACAUUCUAAAUUCACAGACUCUUUUAAGUCCUGUAAUUAAAAGUGUUCCUCAAGAUUUACUUCCAGAAGGUGAACCAGGAAAACCUUCAGACACAGAAGAUUGUGUUUCUGAAAAACUCUUAGAGACUGCUGAAACAAAUUUUCCAAAGCACAGAAAGAGUAGUUUCAAGACAAAACAUUUAGUAGGUGAAGUAUCUGGCUCCAAACAGAGUUUAACAUAUGACUAUUUCAUCAAGCAAAUAUUCACCGCGCCCAUAUUCUCCCAGCUGGGGAUGGGACCGAAGACCCUGAGCGAGGCGCAGAUGGCCUUACAGGGUCAGGCGCUCACACCUUGGGAGAGCAGGAUAUAUUCACAGAUUGUUAACUGUGAAGAAAAAGUCAAUGACAUCCAUUUGUCACAGUACAGCUCUGUCAUAAGCCAGAUAAUACAGUUGUUUCCUGUAAACACUCUCCUAGAGUCUGGGAUGAUCAAUGUGACAAAGCUGGGGAAGGCACAGCAGAAACCUCUGUUGGACACGCAGACAGCCUCUCCUCCAGAAGAGCCGCAGAAUCCCAGGGAGCAGCACUCUGAGGUCAAAUGUCCAACAACAGUUCUUUCCAGACAGAACACGCCGUGCCCCACCCCCGUAGACGGUUCUGUGAUUGGAGUGGAAUACACAGAAGACCGCCAAAGUAUCUCUGUGCAAGAGUCAAAGUGUCCACCCCCAGAGGGAAAGGCAGGCUCCCCCGCACCAACUGACCACCAGAGGCUUGAUGCAGAGGAGACUGAGCUAAUGUCUGCUUUAGAAAAUUUAAGUAACUCACUGGGGAAUAGUAAAGACACAAACACAGUAAUGUUAAAAUCCAUCCUAAAAAAUAUUUUCAAAGUUUGCCUCAAAUAUAAUCAGUCUGAUGGAAGACAACAACUAGAAAAAGAGUUAGAAAGAUCAACUCAACAUUCUUUACCAAGUGGUACAGAACACUUAGGAAAAGUUCAAGAGACUUUUAAUAAAGCAGAGAGGGACCCCAUUUUGAACCCAAAGCUGUGUUUGUUUCUAGAGAAGCUCUCGGAGUCAGAAGUUAAAAACCUCAAGUCUGAGUUAAGUAAACACAUUCAGCAUUACCUCUUAGAAAAACUUUCAGAAUCAGGCCACAUCACCAGGGAGGACUUACCAAAGAUCUGCCAGAAUCUCUGUCAGAUGAAUGAGAAAACAAAAUUGAAAGAGAAAACAGAAUUAAAAGAGCAAGGUCCCUUUCAGGAGACAUACUCAGAAACCAUAGAAGAAAUCAUGUCUUUUGUAAAUAAUUUUAACCAUCAUUUGGUAGACAAACAUUUAGAAAUAAAGCUUAAAUCUUUUCUAAAUGAUAGUCUUCAAAAUUAUUUCCUGAAGAAUCUCACAGUGAGCAAGUUAUUUAAUGAAGGCGAUGCCAUGGCUCUCUGUCCCGGCGUGGCCUCUCCAAGAAGUGAGGGCUCCUCAAGGCCUUUUCACCAGCUAGGGCAAGAGAUUGCAGGUGAGAGUUUUUGUUCAAGGCUUAAAAUAGACAUUAAUUGCCCGUUAAGCAAUUCUCUACAAAAUUAUCUUAAAACCUUAUCAGAUAGUGAAUUAUUAAGUCUAAAAUCUGAUUUGAGCAAAUACCUCCAGGGCCUCUUUCUAGAAAAACUUCAUAAAUCAGGAGUAAUGACAGAAAGCCAACAAAAGGGGCUCAACCAGCAAAUUAACUCCCUGCCUUCCUCCUCCACCCCAUUAAAGUACAUAAAAACAAAUUUACCUUGUAGAGAUGAAAAUUACAUUAUAAGGGAGGAUUCAGAAGAGCAAAAGAAAUAUUCAAAAAUUGGUCAAAAUACCACUUUACAAACAUUUCUUGAAGAUAAAUGUGGAGAAAUGGAACUGACUAGAAAGAGAGAAAAAGGAAGUUGUUUUUCACACAAUUUAAAAGAAAAUCCACCAGCAAUUUGGGAACCGAAAACUAUUGGUAACAGGGAAGGUAAAACAGUAAAUUUUGUAAAAGUACAACUUUCUCCCAACAAAAAUAUCCAGGCCAAUCCGUUAAAUAAGUCACCAGAAAGACCUGCAGACACAUCACUUAAGAAACACAAGAAAGAACACGGUUUCACAAAUCCUCAAGCAGAAAAUUCUGUUUACAAAACAGAUAUUCAAGAUCCAUACAAUUGGGAUGGCAGAUCAAAAACAAUUCAAUCAAAACUUGGCUUUGAAAAGACACUAAAAGUGAAGCCACUUGACAAAAAGGAGAACAAUAACACUUAUAACUUUAUUGUUCAGGAAAAACUUGAUACAGGAUUUUCACCUCAUCUAAAACUCCCUACCUGCAAAGCACCAAGAGAAAACGAAUAUGGAAGCAGGCUCUCUUUUCCUACCUGGCACACUAACACCUUCACCCAUGUCAACACAGAGUGUGGGGAACAAUCAAAAUUGGACCAGUAUUGUCAGAAACUGAAAGGAAACAAUAAUAACAAUAAAAAACACUUGGUUACAUUUGCACAGUUCAAAAAUGAAAUGGAAACUCUUUAUAGAAACCCAUACGAAGACUGCAAUGAAAAAUGUGCCAAGAUCUCUGACUCACAGUCAUUUAAAUAUAAAGAAAAUGAGAGAAACUCAAGGCCAUUCUUCUUCCCGGAAGUGUUGAAAAGAGAAAACAUGAAAUCCAAAAGAAAAGAAAGAGACCAUGCCACCAAACCAAAAAAGUCAUUUCACAAGAUAGUUAGGAUCCUACCAGCCACACUACCCACUGCAAGACCUCAUCUGCGGAAGUCUGUGCCAAGGACUUUACUCCAAUGGACUGCCAGGAGAACUGUACAUGAUUGUUUGGAUAAAUGCGAAGACUUACACAUACCCUCAGUUAAAUGUCCUAAAACCUCAAAAUCAAAAGCACGACUUUUAGGCAAGAGUCCAGAUGACCCCCAUAAUCAGGCAAAACACUGCGACCGACCGUACACUGCUCCAGAGCCUAACAAGCGACGAGAGACUGUGGCCGGGAAAAUCGCAAGUCUUCGGAUGGUUUCAGCGGGCUUAGUUCAGUUACACACCACCCCAGAGCAUGAGCUACAUAAAACUCGGUUCAAAAGAAAAUUAAAAGAGGAUAUUGAAAAAAGUUCGUUCAUUUGUGAUAUUAUCCAGAUGCUAAACACUGAAGAAUGA